Molecule: messenger RNA, 2541 nt
Organism: Schistocerca nitens (vagrant locust)
Lineage: Eukaryota; Metazoa; Arthropoda; Insecta; Orthoptera; Acrididae
Product: structural maintenance of chromosomes protein 2-like
Exons: 11
Coding region: 1-2541 (846 amino acids)
Source: RefSeq, a predicted model, not a curated record
AUGAUACCGAAAAUAUCGAUAUAUCGUAAAGUAACGAUAUAUCGAAAAGUACCGAUAUAUCGAAAAGUACCGAAAAGAUAUCGAAAAUAUCGAAAAGAUAUCGAAAAGUGCCGAAAAGAUAUCCAAAAGUACCGAAAAGAUAUCCAAAAGUACCGAAAAGAUAUCGAAAAGUACCGAAAAGAUAUCGAAAAGUACCGAAAAGAUAUCGAAAAGUAUCGAAAAGAUAUCGAAAGGUAUCGAAAAGAUAUCGAAAAGUAUCUAUAUAUAAUGAAAAUAUCGAUAUAUAAUGAAAAGUAUCGAAAAGAUAUCGAUAAGUAUCGAAAAGAUAUCGAUAAGUAUCGAAAAGAUAUCGAUAAGUAUCGAAAAGAUAUAGAUAAGUAUCGAAAAGAUAUCGAUAAGUAUCGAAAAGAUAUCGAAAAGUAUCGAAAAGACAUCGAAAAGUAUCGAAAAGAUAUCGAAAAGAUAUCGAAAAGUAUCGAAAAGAUAUCGAAAAAUAUCGAAAAGUACCGGAAAGAUAUCGAAAAGUACCGAAAAGAUAUCGAAAAGUACCGAAAAGAUAUCGAAAAGUACCGAAAAGAUAUCGAAAAGUACCGAAAAGAUAUCGAAAAGUACCGAAUAGAUAUCGAAAAGUACCGAAAAGAUAUCGAAAAGUACCGAAAAGAUAUCGAAAAGUACCGAAAAGAUAUCGAAAAGUACCGAAAAGAUAUCGACAAGUACCGAAAAGAUAUCGACAAGUACCGAAAAGAUAUCGACAAGUACCGAAAAGAUGUCGACAAGUACCGAAAAGAUAUCGAAAAGUACCGAAAAGAUAUCGAAAAGUAUCGAAAAGAUAUCGAAAAGUAUCGAAAAGAUAUCGAAAAGUAUCGUAAAGAUAUCGAAAAGUAUCGAAAAGAUAUCGAAAAGUAUCGAUGUAUCGAUAAUAUCGAAAAGAUAUCGAAAAGUAUCGAAAAGUAUCGAAAAGAUAUCGAAAAGUAUCGAAAAGAUCGAAGAAAAGAUAUCGAAAAAAAAGAUAUCGAAAAGUACCGAAAAUAUAUCGAAAAGUACCGGAAAGAUAUCGAAAAGUACCGAAAAGAUAUCGAAAAGUACAGAAAAGAUAUCGAAAAGUACCGGAAAGAUAUCGAAAAGUACCGAAAAUAUAUCGAAAAGUACCGAAAAGAUAUCGAAAAGUACCGAAAAGAUAUCGAAAAGUACCGAAAAGAUAUCGACAAAGAUAUCGAAAAGUACCGAAAAGAUAUCGACAAGUACCGAAAAGAUAUCGACAAGUACCGAAAAGAUAUCGAAAAGUAUCGAAAAGAUAUCGAAAAGUAUCGAAAAGAUAUCGAAAAGUAUCGUAAAGAUAUCGAAAAGUAUCGAAAAGAUAUCGAAAAGUAUCGAUAUAUCGAUAAGUAUCGAUAUAUCGAUAAGUAUCCAUAUAUCAAUAAGUAUCCAUAUAUCGAUAUAUCGAUAAAUAUCGAUAAGUACCGAAAAGAUAUCGAUAAGUACCGAAAAGAUAUCGAAAAGUACCGAAAAGAUAUCGAAAAGUAUCGAAAAGAUAUCAAAAAGUAUCGAAAAGAUAUCGAAAAGUAUCGAAAAGAUAUCGAAAAGUAUCGAAAUGAUAUCGAAAAGUAUCGAAAAGAUAUCGAAAAAUAUCGAAAAGUACCGAAAAGAUAUCGAAAAGUAUCGAAAAGAUAUCGAAAACUAUCGAAAAGAUAUCGAAAAGUAUCGAAAAGAUAUCGAAAAUAUCGAAAAGAUAUAGAUAAGUAUCGAAAAGAUAUCGAUAAGUAUCGAAAAGAUAUCGAAAAGUAUCGAAAAGACAUCGAAAAGUAUCGAAAAGAUAUCGAAAAGUAUCGAAAAGAUAUCGAAAAGUAUCUAUAUAUAUCGAAAAGUAUCUAUAUAUAUCGAAAAGUAUCUAUAUAUAAUGAAAAGUAUCGAUAUAUAAUUAAAAUAUCGAUAUAUAAGUACCGAAAAGAUAUCGAAAAGUACCGAAAAGAUAUCGAAAAGUACCGAAAAGAUAUCGAAAAGAACCGGAAAGAUAUCGAAAAGUACCGAAAAGAUAUCGAAAAGUACCGAAAAGAUAUCGAAAAGUACCGAAAAGAUAUCGAAAAGUACCGAAAAGAUUUCGAAAAGUACCGAAAAGAUUUCGAAAAGUACCGAAAAGAUAUCGAAAAGUACCGAAAAGUUAUCGAAAAGUACCGAAAAGAUAUCGACAAGUACCGAAAAGAUAUCGACAAGUACCGAAAAGAUAUCGAAAAGUACCGAAAAGAUAUCGAAAAGUACCGAAAAGAUAUCGAAAAGUACCGAAAAGAUUUCGAAAAUUACCGAAAAGAUAUCGAAAAGUAUCGAAAAGAUAUCGAAAAGUAUCGAAAAGAUAUCGAAAAGUAUCGUAAAGAUAUCGAAAAGUAUCGAAAAGAUAUCGAAAAGUAUCGAUGUAUAGAUAAGUAUCGAUAUAUCGAUAAAAAAGGUAUCGAAAAGUACCGAAAUGAUAUCGAAAAGUACCGGAAAGAUAUCGAAAAGUACCGAAAAGAUAUCGAAAAGUACCGAAAAGAUGGUUAUCACAUUUAG